UCCAUGCAAUUUUUCCUCCCCUUCUUCACGUUAACUCUUCGCUUUCUCUCUCUUCCAUUCAUCUUUCUCCUUCUUCCUCCGGCGACCUGUUCGACGGCGUCCGGGGCAAUCUCCUCCAACGACAGUGUGGUUCUUCCCUCUCGACAGCACGUACGUGAGCAAGGCGUACGAGCGAGCCGACGGCAUUGACGCGAAAACCUCCUUAUCGAGCCCAGGGCUCCCACGAACCAGCAACGAUCACGCACAGCAGCAGCGUCGAACGUGACUCAGGCGGUUUGCAAACCCUAAAACUGCGUUUUCCCCCAUCCUAAAAGGCUGAAAGAGAUGGUGUUCCCAGAAGAAGAAAUCACCAAACUCUUUAGAGUCCGAAAAACUGUGUUGCAGAUGUUGAAAGACAGAGGCUAUUUUGUUGGGGAUUUCGAGCUUGAUAUGUCUAAAGUACAAUUUAAGAAUAAGUUUGGUGAGAACAUGAAAAGAGAAGAUCUGGUUAUCAAUAAAUCCAAGAGAAAUAAUAGCUCUGAUCAGAUAUAUGUUUUCUUUCCUGAAGAGCCGAAGGUUGGUAUAAAGAUAGUGGAAACUUAUGUAGGUCGUAUGAAAUCAGAGAAUGUUUUCAGAGCAAUAUUUGUUGUUCAACUGAAUUUGACCCCCUUUGCCCGAAAUAAAAUCGCCGAAUUAUCGUCUUCCAAACUCCAUUUGGAAGUUUUCCAGGAAACAGAAUUGUUGGUUAACAUCAAAGAGCAUGUUCUCAUUCCCGAGCACCAGACACUCACAGAUGAAGAGAAGAAAACGUUGUUGGGGAGGUAUACGGUGAAAGAAACACAACUACCUCGCAUGCAAGUUACCGAUCCAAUUUCUAGAUAUUAUGGGCUGAAGCGUGGACAUGUAGUGAAGAUCAUCCGACCAAGCGAAACUGCUGGAAGAUAUGUGACUUAUAGAUAUGUUGUUUGAGAUCAAUCUGAUAUGAGUAAUUGAAGUCAUGAUAUUUCUGUAGUGGAAGUGGUUUGGAGUUUUAGGCAAUUCUCCUUUAUGAGCUUCAACUGGGGAAUUCGUGCAUUUAGAAUUUAAAUUGAACAUCCACCCACGGUUUUUUCUUAUUGUUUCAUUGACUCACAAGCAUGUUUUUUGUAAAGGAAGGGAAAAAACGCUUACUGGUACACCAAAUAUUGAGGUUUUUGGUGACAAAGAAAGUCGAUUAACAAGUUUAUCCUUUUGGAUCUUUUUGGUUGAUCUUUCAUUGCUAAAACAUUUUCUUAUUGUGA
This is a messenger RNA of Cucumis sativus (cucumber), 1259 nucleotides long. Its product is annotated as DNA-directed RNA polymerases II and IV subunit 5A. The coding region runs from base 325 to 948 and encodes 207 amino acids. Gene Ontology annotation, biological process: DNA-templated transcription. Gene Ontology annotation, molecular function: DNA-directed RNA polymerase activity; DNA binding. The transcript has 5 exons. Lineage: Eukaryota; Viridiplantae; Streptophyta; Magnoliopsida; Cucurbitales; Cucurbitaceae. The record is from RefSeq and is a predicted model, not a curated record. Gene Ontology annotation, cellular component: RNA polymerase II, core complex; RNA polymerase I complex; RNA polymerase III complex.